AGGCCGCCCACCCAGGAGGAGCCCGUGUCGUCCGUGAUGGUCUGGCAGAUCCCCCUGCUGGGCGUGUAGGUGACACGGCCAUGCCUGGCCUCGGCUCGCCUCGGGGCUGCCCAGGGUGUGCUGGGGGCCGGUCAGACGCGGUUCUGGGGGAUACGUGCAAUAUGGCCGCAGGGGCUCUGCGGGGCUCCCCGCUCCUCCUCUGCACACACAGCUCAGUGCAGGGGCCUGGAAGAAGGCGGAGGCCUGCGUGGCCGCUGCGCCCUGGGAACAGACCACGCCCCUCGGAGCCGCUGUGGCCGUCCGGGAGUCCUGUUCCUGUGUCAUGUGACCUGGAGGGCCUGCGAGGCAGCGAAUUCCGUAGCAUAGGAAUCGGUUCACAGUUUCUAAAACAAUUGUAUCAGCUUCAGGUUCGCUACUGGUAUUUAUAUUCCAUAGUUUAAAUUACAGAGCUGAACCUGUAACAAUUGUAAAAGGCCGGAAACUCGCACGAUUUGCUGUGGGAAGGGAGCUUGGUUUCCCAAAGUGAUAAACUGUGUCUGCUGUAAAUGUUAACAAGUAGCAUUUUUAAAUCGCAUUUUUCUAUUAAGAAGUUAACAGUUCAUGUUUUAGCCAGUAUCUUUCUCUUAAAGAACGUUGGCUCUAACCAAAACUCGUGCUGUGGACGCCGGGUGAGGCGUGCGCCCAGGGCGGGGCUGCCUGGACUGAGCCCCUCUGGAAACACGCAGGUGGCCGCGUGGCGGGCAGCAGGCAGUGACGGUGCCCGGUGCCCGGUGCUCAGUGCUCCUGCGCCUGCUGAUGCGGGCAGCCCUCGUGCCGGCCGCUGCCCUCCCUGCCCACGCCGUGGCCCGCCCACAGUUCCAGGGCAAGGUUGUGCUUCCUGCGGGGAGAGCAGGCGACGCCUGGCACAGGCAUUCCAGAAAGAAAGGACGCAGCACUUUGGAGACCAAACCGCUAAUGCUGUGACUUCGCCGAGCGUGGGCUAAGCCGCGUGCCCGCCCCGUGUGAGCGACAGCCUCCCGAGCUCCCGUGGACUCCUAGCCGCUGCCGUAGCUCACAAAUAAAGCCUUUGUAUUGAAAA
Messenger RNA from Oryctolagus cuniculus (rabbit), 1078 nucleotides. NCBI's taxonomy places the organism in Eukaryota, Metazoa, Chordata, Mammalia, Lagomorpha, Leporidae. The record is from RefSeq and is a predicted model, not a curated record.